AAGAAUCAUUUUCCAUUGAACUCUUAAAACAAAUUAAAAAAACUAAAGAGACAAACUCUUCAGAAGAACCCAUUUCUCUAAAGUUAGAAAAAAAAAAAACAAAGUUCUGUCUCUUUCUUACUUCACUUCACUUUAACAUUUAAGAGCUUAAUUCAGUUCUGUGUCACCACCUCUGCCUCUCGUCCGGGGAAAUUGGCUCUACUUUGAGUAGAUCACAAGCAUUUCAGUUUUUAUGCUAACUAGGCAUGGGCUUCAUCUGAUCCAGAGAUUCUUGUUUCGGAUUAUCUUGUAUUAUUUUAUUUAAAAUAUGAACGGAGGGUAGGUGAAGAGGCUAUCUAUAUAAGAAGGGAUAAUUUAGAAUCAGUGUCAUCAUAAACUAGGGCACAAAUUUAAGGGCUUAUAAUAUUCCUUAUUUUGCUUCUCUUUUAGCUUUACUUUUAGUUUUUCAUGGCUUCAUCGAACAGACACUGGCCUAGCAUGUUCAAAUCCAAGCCUUGUACUACUCACCACCACCAAUGGCAGCAUGACAUUAACCCAUCGUCCCUCGUAUCACCCGGUUGUCAUAGAACUCCUUAUGCACCAGGUACUGGAUGUGAAGAGAGAAGUCCAGAGCCGAAGCCGAGAUGGAACCCGAAACCGGAGCAAAUUCGGAUAUUGGAAGCGAUUUUUAACUCCGGCAUGGUGAAUCCGCCGCGAGAUGAGAUCAGAAAAAUCAGAGGGCAAUUACAAGAAUAUGGCCAAGUUGGUGAUGCUAAUGUUUUUUACUGGUUUCAAAACAGAAAAUCAAGAAGUAAACAUAAACUCAGACUCCUUCAAAACUCAUCAAAACAACAACCUCAAAAUUACCAAACAACCCCUCCGAUCACCACCUUAACAGCUCCUUCACCGUCAUCGUCAUCUUCAUCGGACAAAUCAUCGCCAAAAUGCUCAAAAAGAACUCUUUCUUUAACCUCACAAAAUGUUGCAGACAUGGCUAACUCUCCGACCGGUUCUGUGAAACAAACCUAUUUUCAACAGCACAACGAGUUUAUACCCGAACCGUUCUUCUUUCCGGUUCAACAGUCUGCUCAAACUGGCUCUUACACACAAGGGUUUUGUUUUUCUGAUCUGUCAAAUGUAGUACAGGUUCAAGAAAAUAACAUAAUUGGUCCUUGCACCAGUCUUUUACUGAGUGAGAUCAUGAGUUCUGAAAAUUCCAAAAAAGAUCUUGAUCAUCACCAUCAUCAUGAUGACAAUAAGAACAUGAAAUUGCAGUCUCAUCUGAAUUACACCGUCUCAACUGCUCCGAUCACUCACAGCAUUGGCCUUGCUACUGAUGCUAAUAGUGUUACUGUUGCAUCUAUCAACCAAGUUCAUCAAGGUAUAGGGGAGUCAGCCGGUGGAGCAGCGAGAUCAACGGUGUUUAUCAAUGAUGUGGCAUGUGAAGUAGGUGGGGGACCGUUCAAUGUGAGGGAAGCUUUUGGUGAUGAUUUUAUUUUGAUUCAGUCAUCUGGUCAUCCUGUGAUCACCAAUGAAUGGGGUGUCACUCUUCACUCCCUCCAGCAUGGAGCUUCCUACUAUUUGGUACCUUUUUCCAUCAGUGACCAUAUUUGAAGUUGAAAAGCAUAAUUAGGAGUUGGGCUAUAUGAUUUUCUUUGUUUCAUAUUUUUCUUUCUUUUAGAGUUUGAAUUAGGGUUUUAGCUACUUAAUUAUGAUUGUUUUAUCAAGAUCUUUGAUAAAACUAGAACUUGUGGACCAAUGUAUCUUAUUAAUUUCUCGAAUCGAUUAAUAUAUAUAUGGAAUAUGCUUGUCU
This is a messenger RNA of Mercurialis annua (annual mercury), 1792 nucleotides long. Its product is annotated as WUSCHEL-related homeobox 9-like. Lineage: Eukaryota; Viridiplantae; Streptophyta; Magnoliopsida; Malpighiales; Euphorbiaceae. Gene Ontology annotation, biological process: regulation of developmental process. The transcript is spliced from 5 exons. The coding region runs from base 448 to 1593 and encodes 381 amino acids. The record is from RefSeq and is a predicted model, not a curated record. Gene Ontology annotation, molecular function: DNA binding; DNA-binding transcription factor activity.